UUAUCCUUUUCCUGCCCACGCCGGAGAUUUUUCAGUCUAACAACGAAGCGCCUUCAAUCGAUCGUCGCACAUGGCGAUGGCUAUGACAAUGGCAACGGCACCGACCACGGCCAAUAGAACCGGCUGGUGGAGCAUGGCAUCACUGCGCGCAGCUCUUCCUCCACUCAAAUCAACUUCUGUGAGAGUUCCUUCCCGUGCCACCAAAUGCCAUUCCCUUGCUCGCUCUUACGUGGGUCUCUCUCCGGUGAACCCCCUCAUGUCUCUUGGCUUUUCUGAUCGAACCAGUUUUGGGAGCAAUUUCACCAUUGUUGAUAAUGGUUCUCGAUUUUUUGCCAUGAGACAUGGCAGACGAGUACCAAAGCUCAACAGGCCUCCUGACCAGCGACGGGCACUUAUCCGAGGCCUUACGACUCAGCUCCUCAAACAUGGUAGGAUUAAGACGACCAGGACAAGGGCAAGUGCCAUUAGAAAGUAUGUUGACAAAAUGAUCACCUUAGCGAAGGAUGGUUCUCUUCACAAGAGGAGGCAGGCACUAGGGUUCAUUUAUGAGAAGCAGAUUGUCCAUGCCUUAUUUGCUGAGGUGCCGGACAGGUAUGGGGAUAGAGAUGGUGGAUAUACCAGAAUUAUCAGAACACUUCCAAGGCGAGGAGACAAUGCACCCAUGGCAUACAUUGAACUUGUCUAGGACGUUCUUAACGCUGAUUCUGUGACAUUUCUCAGUAACCGUAUGAACAAUUCCCAGUUUUGAGAUAGAACAAUGGAGAUGAAAAUUGUUUGUCUUAAUUAUAAUUCUUUCCAAUCUCAUGCUUAUGCGAAUGGUGCUUAUUCACUCUAGUUUGAUGAAGUGAUCAAUCAAAUUCUACCCUAAGA
Messenger RNA from Rubroshorea leprosula, 870 nucleotides. Lineage: Eukaryota; Viridiplantae; Streptophyta; Magnoliopsida; Malvales; Dipterocarpaceae. The record is from the annotation of a GenBank genome assembly.